Molecule: messenger RNA, 5078 nt
Organism: Lethenteron reissneri (Far Eastern brook lamprey)
Lineage: Eukaryota; Metazoa; Chordata; Hyperoartia; Petromyzontiformes; Petromyzontidae
Biological process (GO): positive regulation of Rho protein signal transduction; positive regulation of transcription by RNA polymerase II
Cellular component (GO): sarcomere
Molecular function (GO): actin binding
Source: RefSeq, a predicted model, not a curated record
GGAUGCCACACCGUCCUAUAUUUAACCCACAGGCCCAAAGGCAGCCACAGACACACGGGGGCCGCUGCUGCACUUGAGGCUGCUCUGCUCUCUGGCUCUGUUGAGCGGUGAUACACGAGAAGAGGCACCAUGGUGGUGGGAGGCUCGUCCGAGCUGAAGAUUUCCCUCGGGGAUAUAUUUAAGAAGUUCAACCGCGCACCCAUCACGCAAGGGCCAUCCUCACAACCCACGUCCCCCGGCACGAGAGACGAGCCAAGUGGCGCGGAGGAGACUGAUGGGAAGGGAUCACAAAGUCGGCAGGAUGAUGACCCGGGUAAUGCGAACGAUCGGACCUGCGGUGCUUCCGAGAAGUUGCAGGAAAGGGCGGUGAACGGCAGAGUGGUGGAGCGAGGUGCACGGCAGGACCGUUGUGUCCCUGACAAGUCUAGCGAUGCGCAACCAGAGUGCGAACUGAGGCCGGCUCAGGUGGAUCAAGCAACGGAGAGGAGGCGGAACGGUGAGGUGAUCGAGCAAGGUGGAACGUUGGGGAGAAGUAAUGUUUUAAACAAGUUAAUCAAUGAUCAGCUGGAGAAAAAGUUGAGUUCAAUUCUGUCAGAAAAACUACAACAGAGGAUGCAGAAUGGUGAGGUGGUUGAGAAGGGUGGAAUGUUGGAAGGAAGUAAUGUUUUAAACGAGUCAAGCGAUGAGCAGCUGAAGCAAGAAUUGAGUUUGACACGGUCAGAAAAGCUAAAGGAGAGGAGGCGGAAUGGUGAGAUGAUUGAGCAACGUGCAUUGUUGGAAGCCAAAGGUGUUUCAAUUGAGGCCAACACAAAGACCGAGAAGCAAUCCCAUGAACUAAGUUCAGGUCAACGAGAGAAGCCAUCAGAAGAUAAAAGACUUGAGAACAAGGCCUGUGGUGAAUCUGGGGAGAAUGGAGACAGAGAUAUUUUAAAUAUGUCAAAUGGCGACUUGCCCAGUAGUGAGGUCAAAUCAACUCUGUUCGAAAAGCCAUUGCAGGAUGAUAAAGCAGCAGACAAUGUUACAACUCAAAAUGACAAAGAAAUGCGAGACCUUAUAAACAAGUUGAUUUUGAACCAUCGCAGCGGCCAGGGGCUCAAGCAUGUAGGUCUACAACCUCAGCAGAAGCAGCCAAAACAGCAACAACAGCAAGGAAAAUCCAAUCAGAUACAUCAGCCACAUGGAAAAUGCCGUGUAGUUGAGCCAGCAGGUAACCAGGAUGCUGCAGCAGUUUCAACUGCUUCUGCAGACUCUCCUCCCGACUCUUCAGAGUCUGUCGACUCAGAUGAAUCAGCGCAGGAGGAUUCGACGCGCAGUGUCGUGUGGAACGGGGUCAUGGAAGAAUUACGAGAUCGCGCGGCUGCAAAGAAGGCUGCGAGCUUCCGUUUGAUCAACAGGUCGAGUAAGUCGAACCAGCCUGCGAUAAAGAGACCCAAUCGCGGAGCAAACGAGCUGAAUGAAGGACUAAAGUCAAACACAAGCACUGUACAGCCUACCUCUGAUCCAUCAGCUAACACCAGUUUAAAAUCUGAAUGUUUGGAGCAGCAGGUUGGGAACGCUGAAACUCGUGCUGAUGGCACCAAGCAAUGCGAGUCUUCGUCCACCAUCGGCCGGAUUGCGACCUCGAAUGUGUGCAAACCAGAGCAAAAAAAACCUGUACCAAACGGUUCAAUAACAAAGCAAGCCUCCACUGUUGAUCUAUCGAAAGAUUCCAUCAAUCCUCAGGCAAGUGUUGCCAUCAGCUCCCGCAAUUCAGAGCCUCCUCAGCCGGAUCAACAACAACCUGUGCAACGAUCCAGGCGACGUCAAUACGGCAUCAACAAGGGCACCAAUCUGGCGUCUCAAGACCGUUCUGCUGAACCACAAACAGAAAAGCCUGUUAGUAUGAGCAAAACAUUGGAGUCGACCCAGCUGGAGAAACCACUGCGCUGUGAGACCACCGGCAUUUGUAAGACUGAUCAAUGCUGUACGACUGAAUCUCAUAGCCCCACCAAACCAGCUUCUGCCCGUUCGCCAAUCAGCUGCCCUUUGUUGCAAUCCGCCCCUCUGCAACAUCUGAAUAAGCCCAUUGGAGGAGAUCGACCUGUAAAUGCACAAGUUGAGAACCAGGCGAUCGGUCCAGUGACGCCCCCACCAACGAAUGAGAAUACACUGUGUUCUUCAAAAAUGGUGAUUACCCUGUCGAGUGGAUGGGGCAAGACGAGCUAUGAGUCGACCCCGGCGAACGCCCGACACUUAUCUCGCAGCACUUCACAGGUGUCCAUCUCCCAGAAGACCUCGUCAGACCAAGGUGUUCAUUCAGCUAUCCCACCAGCUUACUCCAAUGGCACCCUCAGCCCGACCGAACGUGUCCCAGUGGGGUCCCUCCAAACGAAGCGAGACAGGCCCAGUGAUCAUAAAUCCGAGCCAAAGCAAGAUACCAGUGGCUCCAAAGAGGACAUGAAUGAUUCUAGGAGACUCAAAGAGGUGUCAAAACUAAGCUUCAAUGUAUCAGGACAAACCUCGCCUACUACUAGCACUGCAGGAAAGACCUUUAAGAUAUGCAAUCCAUCGACAGAUGCAUGCCAAAGUAUAACCGCCAACAUAAAGCUGAAAGAGUCAGAGAAUGUUUAUGUGGAAGUGAAGAAACCUGUCACCAGCCCAUUAGCUUCCCCAAUCUCCGGUGAGGUGCACGUUGUGAAGAAGGACUCAGUCAAUCGAGGACCAACACCAACUGCAGUUACACCCAAGCCGGAGAAAUGCACUCCCAUGCAGACUGCAAAGCAGCUUAGUCAGCUGAACGGGGUAUCUGCUGAGCAUGACUCCACCAUCAUGACGGUCGUGGAGGAUCAAGAACCAUCAAAAGCCCAUAGCAUCCGAGACGACCAGCUUCAGAGCAAUGGGGUGGUCAAACAGGAAUUGAAAAAAGUCACUCAUUCGGACAUACAACCAAAGCAGGAGCCCCGUAAGUCCCAAGGCGCAACAGAUAUAGGUAGCAACAAGAAAGGGAUGGACUUGGAGCCCAAAGGGGGUUCGCAGCAGCCAGUGUCAGCAGCAGCAGCAGGUACUAGUAGACGCCAACGGGUCCCUCUCAGCAACAACAGCAGUAGCAAGGAGUAUGGUGUCGGUGGUCCGCGCGUCCCGCCUGGCUCGGGUGGCUGUGUCGGUGGGCUGCGCGGCGCCUGGGAGCAAUGGUCGGACGACUACACAGAGAGGCAGAAGUUGAACCCAUUCAGCCAGCGCUUCGACAUGGAGCAGGCGCUGUCCACGCUGCCGCAGAAGGGUGAAGAGGGCUACGGGAGGCCCAAGGAGGGCACGCGGACGGCCGAGAGGGCGGCUCGUGCGCAACAGGACGUGCGCAAGGAGAUGCUGGAGAUGUGCUACCUCAUCCGGCGCAUCGGUGAACCGGGAAGCGACGGGCGCACACAGGUUGCCUUUGGGCGACUCUUCCACACGUACGCCCGUGUCUCCGACAAACUCGUGGGCAUCCUGCUGCGGGCUCGCAAGCAUGGGCUGGUGAACUUCGAAGGCGAGAUGCUGUGGCAGGGACGCGACGACCACGUGCAGAUCACGCUGCUUUGCUGACCACGUGGUGGCGCGAAUCAAUGCGGCACAAAGAAGAGGGGUGGGGCUUAAGGAGGCUGUGCCGCCCAUAUUGAGACGGUGGUGUGAUGUCCAGUUGCCACCUGUCCUGGUUUUCCCGGGAUUGUCUUUUUGUUUAGAGAUAGAGUUAGGGCUGGGAAAUAUGUAAAUCUUCCCCAGACGUUAAAAUUGCAUUGUAAGUAUGAUUUCAAUUAUCUAACCACUUUAAACUAGCGUUGGUGGAUCACGCUUGAGAUGGAGCAAUAAAAAUGUGCGUUACGCACACCUUCAGGGAAAAAUAAGGUACAUAUAAGGGGGCAGUACAGCAAAUAGGUAUGAUAUUGUGUUGAAGGUUUGUAGGUGCAAAAUGUAAUAACUUUUCACAUGGGUUAUUAUUGUUAUUUUAAUUCAGGACGCUCAGGUUCCCUCUGCCUCCUCGGCCACGAAAACACCACAACCACAAAAGGAGAUCUCACGUAUUACUAAAUCGCUCGAUCUUGUCGGAUCUCUGAAGCUAAGCAGGGGGGGGGGGUUCGGCCUGGAGAGUGGCUUUUAUGGAGCGACCACCACGGGUAUAAAAAGGUGUCACAGGUUGUCGUGGGUGCUACUUGGGGGGGGGACACAUCCCCCCCCCCCCCCCAUAUUCAAAUAAUCUCAAAAUGCCCCCCCAAUAUAUUGCUAUAAAAUAGAUUUCUGUUUAUAUGAUUGUGGUUAUGGUUGUACUUUAUUAAUCCCUAAUCUCUGCCAUUACAUACAAUGAAACAAGAAAAGGUAAAAAAAAAAGAAAAAAACGGAGCUAUGUAAUACAAUACACUAUUAGACAUUAUUGUAAAAAAAAGUCCAUCCCAUGUGUUAGUGGUUUUUUUAAAUAUUUAAUCAGGAAAUGGGAGGAAUUUUUUUUCAAAUUUAUAUAUUUUUUUUUAGGGGGGAGACCCCCAGACCCCUGGAAGAUUUGGUCCCCCCCCCAAUGUUGGUGAAAUGUCAAAUCACCCGCGGGUGACGUCACGACCACGUGACCCACGUGCUCACGGGGUCACGGGGUCGUUUGUUUCCCGCGCAAAAGCGAGGCGCUUCGACUCACAUCGCUGUUAAACUUUACAAUGUUUUUAUCAUAAUAAUUACGAAACGAGUUUAAAGUGCAAGUUAGGGAACGUAUUCGAGGUUUCUUUUUUUUCCCCCGUGAACAUCUUGAGAGGAAAUAAAUCUGUAAAAAAAUAAAAAAAACUUUGUUUUUCUUCACGUAACUCACGUAUGGAGGUACGUUUUAUUAAAUCAAUUAACUCGCGGGUGUUAUUGCGUGGCAUGCUUUAAUUAUUAUUAUGUAUUUGCAAUCAAAUGAAAGUGCAAUGUAUAGUUUUUUCAAUGAUUACAGUAGUUAGUGUUAGCAGUAAUACGCUAUUCGCAAUACUGUACUGUAAUACGACUUUGCUAUUUUUUCAUUUCGCUUAAAUGUGCACUUUUUAUGUAACGUAUUUCAUGUGUUUAUAAUAUGGGAGUUAAUAAAUAAACGUAACAUUUUC